GAAGUUAUUGAUAAACUGCUUGUUAUUUUAUUUCAAUUAAGGUUUGCCCUGGUAAUGAAUGAAAGGAAAUGUCAUGACAAGAUAGAAGUCAUAUUUUAAUUAAACUUUUAAAACUGUGCGUUGAGUAACCAUGAACUCAGCAAGAGGAGCAAAAUCCCCUUCAAAUCAUGAUCUCAAUAUAUUUUUGGAUAGACAGAUACAAAAUAAAUUAUUGGAAAUUGAUGAUCAGUUGUGGCUGACUGAUUACAUGGUUGAAUCAAAAGGAAACACUGAAUUAAAGGUGCCAAAAACUAUUAAAGUGUCUAGGAAUGAGGAUGUGACAGGAUGGUUUAGCAGUUCAAAAUGUGUACUACGCAAACUGGAAAAGGAAAAGCCAACUCCACAACCUUUAACUUACUCAUGGAGGGAACAAACACGAUUAAAAAACUUGAUUCAAAACAGUUUUGUGUUCAAACAUUAUCCUUACCAUCAAUCAUAUAUUGAACAAUAUAGGGAAGAAAAUUCUCAGUUAAGUGGAAUUAAAACAGUAACCCAAAAAGAAUCCAAUGAACCCCGGAAAAUAGCAGUUCAAAAUACUGCAACAAUAACAAGUGCACAAAACAAUAUCACUGCAUCAGGAAAUAACUAUUCUCAGAAUUCUGGUCAGAAUAUAUGCAGCCAUUGCAAUCAACCAUAUACUGUAUCAACAUCACAGCCUCUCAUAACUGCAGCCUUUAGUUACACACGUAGAGAAAAUACCUCCCUCUCAAAUGGUGCUUGUAAAUGUUCUCAAUCUAAUUUUAACCCCAUUCCUCAUUCAACAAGUUCUCAUACUUGCACUAAACACAACCAUCACCAACACAAAGAUGUGGCUAGUUUAGCCUAUAAGUAUAAACUUUCCAAGGAAGCAUUGAUGCACAAUAUUGCAUGGAAAUCAGAAUCUGACAAUUCAAGUGAGCAUGAAAAAGACCCAUUUAAAACACCUAGAGUAGCAUCUGGGAAAAGAUCAGCUGGAAAAGCACCUACCAAAGUCACAGUGCCAUCUCUACCAAAUGGUCACAAUAAAAACAUUCAAACAGUUACUGUCUCUUGGCGACUUCCACGCCAACAGAUUUCUCAGGGAAAGCCUAGUGGUGACGGUCUUUCUGUAGCUACAACCCAACAGAACUUACGUGCUUUAGAUGCUCUCAGUUGUGUUGCAGCUGAAAAACAGCGUAAGACACGUCCAUACAGCACAGUACAAGUACGAGCACUCGGUCACAUUCUGAUGGACACAAUCAAGGGAGUGGGUAUAAAACGACCAGACUCUAGACUCAUGUACACCGCUAUGGAUUUUUCACGAUCCAAAAGUGAAGACAGACCUUUGCCACCAGUAUUGCAGCUGCCAGAAAAGCCAGAGAGCAAAAACGGAAGCUUGGACGGCUCACAAGAACAUCUGCCUACUCUAGAAGACAGCGGCUUGAUCCUCCCAGAGGACAUAGCUGUGAUUUCUGACGAGGCAAGUGAUGUCAUCAGCAUCUCAAAGUUAUCUACCAUUUGUUUAGGAGCUGAUAUGAAAACAAGAGAAAAUGAUGGACUUGAGCAUUCCUGUGCAAUUCAACUUUUCCCUAACAAUGACAUUAUGAUGCAAAAUGCAAUGAGAGUUCUGAACUCAGGAACUGUGGUUUGGCACCCAUCUGCUUCAGUAACUCCAAGUCAAAAAGAGAAAUUUAAAAAAGAAUUUACUUUACAUAACCCUUCUCCUACAAUAACCCAUAAGACACCAGAUUUAAAAGAUUCCCAGAAAGUCUCUACCAACCUUCAUCGAUCUCAGUCAGAAGCCAGGAUUGAUUUUCCAAUCAUUCGUACAGAAUCCAGAUCUGGAAUGUUAGUGUCCGAUAUCAAUAUGUCUAAACAGGCAAAACUUGGAAAAAAUGGACGAACUUCCUCUAGUAUGGAAACAAGAGCCCCAUUGAUACCCAAAGGAAAUGUAAUGAAGAAUUUAAGGCAUAAAUAUGCUGGAUAUGUACGCAGUAAAAAUUUAAGAAAGACAAAAAGUGAAACAACAUUAUUUUCCUUACCAAAACCAUCCCCACCACAGACUGAUGGGAGAAGUAGUUCUGUAAAACCAUAUCCUUCAGAAUAUUCCAACUUCCCAGACAACAUGAAAGUUUCUCAAGUUUAUACACUUUGGAGCACAGAUGGAAAUCGAUCCACUUUUACAUCAAGUGAUAUUCAGUCUGCUUCUGGAUCUCGGUACCAGGAUGAGGAUGAAAGAAGACUUCAAAAAGUGGCUCAAUAUAUAUUAAAUGAGCAUCUUGACUCGUCUAUAGAAACCAGAAUGAAACAGGAAGUAGCAGUUGCUGAUGGGGUAGAGUUUGAUGUUCCACACACUUACUUUUCCAUAGCAUAUCAUGUUCACCAGAAAAAUGAUUUUUACACAAAUACCUUUAACAUGUACUUUGUUUUUAAUAAAAGCACCUCAAAAGUUUAACUGUCUGUUCACUUAACUUUUCUUUAUUUAGUUUUGUUUGAGCUUGAUUGUUAUUUGUAAAUGUUGAAAAAUGUUUUUUGGAAAAAUAAACAAUUAUUAAACAUUCAUUUCAGUCCUGCAGUAGUUGAUGCUGCUCUUUGGUUGUUUAAGUUAUGUUGUAAAAAUUUAAACCAUUUAAUAAUGGAUUCCUUGCAAACUUUCUGUUUGUUAAAACUAUUUUAGGUAGACAAAGAGGAAAAUUACAAUGCCUCACUACUUUCAAUUCUGCAAGUGCUAAUAUGGAAACCAAAAAAAAUACAUCAAAGAACGAAACUUUUUUGUGCAAUAUUCUUACAUUUCAAGAUACUAGUAUGAAGAUUUAAACAUUAGACGAGUGAACUGUUUUGUAUACUUGUCUUAAUUCCUAUGAAAUAAAAACAAAUGGAUAAAUGUGAGGUCAUUAUAUAUGUAUUAGAAUAUGUUACAUUUAAUUGCAUAUGUACAAGUGCUAAUAUAUAUUUAUUUUUGUUAUGAGGUUUUUUUUCACCUAGAUUCUCUGUGUGAUAUUCACUGCCCUACCUGCUUAUUGUGUAGUUUCUUUUCUAUCACUUUUAUUUUAUUAGAAUAAUUUUGACAUUUAAGAACUUCUCGCCGGUCACAAAUUUAGACAUAUUAGCAACCAUACAGUAGAACAGUUAGUUCAUUAACAAUUCCACAAUUAUACUAGAUUGUAAAACAAGCCCUCUAUCCAUAUGAAUAAAAAAAAAAUCAGAUUUAAUUUAUGCAUGGUUAUAAUGGUUGAAAUAAAGGGAGACAUGUUCAUGAUGACAAGAUUGUUUAUUAUAACGUUUGCGCUAUACAAGUUUAAAUCAUAAGUUGUGAUUGAGUUUUAUGAAUUGUGUGUUUAGCUCCAUGAGGAAUUACUGUAAUCUUUUUAAACACACCUAAUUGAAUAGUUUGUAAAGCAGAUAAACUGAAUUAAAAUGACUUUAGGAUUUAUAUAUUAUAAAAUUACUGCCAAAUGAAAGGAAAUAUUUGUUCUGUCACAAGAUAUUAUAAAAUAUUACAUUUUUUUUCUAGACAAAAUUCUUGUAUGGUGUAAUCAAAUAUAAAGUCUUAGGUUUCAGAUAUGUAAUUAAUUAAACACUGAACUGGAAAGGGGAUUUUAAAUGUACUAAUAAUAAAUUAAGGAGAUAAGGUAAUUAUGUACCCUAUGAUUGUGAAUAAGACAAAUGUCCACCUGACCUGACCUGAAACCAAAACACAUUGAUAUAAACUAAGUUUACAUAUAUAAAUGGUUAAUACUAAGAUCAAUUGAUGAUCUGGUAUGAUUAUCCUAAUAUGCAUUUCAUUUUAGGUUACUGUCACCUUACAUUAAUAUAAAUAUUAAAGUAAUCCCAAAGAAAAUGGUAGAAACGUAUUGCAUAACUUGUUAAACACUCCUUAUAUCCUUCUUGUGUUUUAAUUAUAGUCCAGAAAUAUCAAAGAUAUGAAAACACACAUAUAACAUUUUUUUUAAACUUACUUAUAGUUUUAAGAUUCAUUUUUGCAUGUAGUAAUAAUUAUACCUUUUUCACACUAAAGUUUUAUUUAGUUCAGAUAUUCUUGUUCUUUUCUUAUAAUCUAAUGAAGUGUUAAAAUUUUAAUUUUAGUCAUAAUAUUUGUUCAGGUUAAAAGUUGAUGAAAAAUAUCGGUUAUUAAUUGCAUUUUUUUACUUAUCAAUUGUAUUAAAGCUUAUACAUGUAAUACUUAUUUUAUGCAUACUACAGCAAGCACAUCCCAUUAGCUUUUAUUUGUAUUUAUAUUGAGUUAAUACAUAUAACCAUUCUAUAGAUGUAGUGUUAUAU
Molecule: messenger RNA, 4278 nt
Organism: Mytilus trossulus (common blue mussel)
Lineage: Eukaryota; Metazoa; Mollusca; Bivalvia; Mytilida; Mytilidae
Exons: 6
Coding region: 131-2452 (773 amino acids)
Source: RefSeq, a predicted model, not a curated record